AUGAAGAUUUGCAUAGCAUCUGAUGUGCAUUGUGGGUAUGGUGAGAACAAGAAGUAUGUCUACGAAGAUUCUUUUGAGGCGUUCGAAGAGGUUCUUAUGAAAGCGAGCUCAGAGAAAUGCGACUUUGUUUUGCUGGGUAAGUUUUAAUACUACUUGAUGAAAGUUUAGGUAACAUCUCGAAGAAUGUCUAUUAUUUUAUUUUAAAGUUGUUUUAAAGGAUAUUCUUUGUUUAGGGGGAGAUUUGUUUCACGAGAACCAGCCAAGUCGGGAUACUCAACUGCGAGUGAUGAGGUUGAUAAGGCAACAUUGUUUGAGUGGGCCUGAGACGUCUUUGAAAGUCAAAUCAAAUGGUGAAGAAACAUUUGCCACAACUUGUUUUAAACGAGCUAACAUUGAGGAUGAGAAUCUGACUGUGUCUAUACCUAUUUUUACGAUUCAUGGUAAUCACGAUGAUCUCAGCGGAAAGGUAAGACAAAUACACUUCAGACACUUUAUUUGUUAAGGUUUACCUUCAUUGGAAUUUAAAUUUAGGGUCAAACAGCAGUCGACUUGUUUCACGAAGCUGGAGUUUUGAAUUUGUUUGGCAAAUUUGAGAAUGUCAAGUACUUCGAAGUGAACCCAGUGCUUCUGGAGAAAGAAAACGAAGACGGAUCUGUGAGUAAAGUGGCAUUGUACGGUAUCAGUUCACAAAGAGACGAUCGGUUGGCACGAGCCUUUCAGAGUAAGCUCAAAGUAUCAUUUAUACUCUUAUCCUGAAUUUUCAAAAAUUAUUUGAAAUGUAUACCUCAUCUGUUACAGGUGGUCAUGUCAAGUUCAACAAGCCAGAUGAUUAUCAAGACUACUUUAAUGUUUUGGUUAUGCACCAGAAUCGGCCGAAACGAUCAAAUUUGCGGACAACCGGCUCUUAUAUUCCGACUGAUUUGUUGCCUGGUUUUAUUGAUUUGGUACUCUGGGGGCAUGAACAUGCGUCUAUUAUUGGUAGGGGCUUGUUUUCCGUUUGACUUUUUAUUUUAGUUACAUUUGAACUUUUCAUAAUAUUUUUUAAAUUUUAGAGCCAGAACGAGUGUUGUCAAAAGAUGGUGAAGAGUUUAGUAUCUUGCAGCCAGGAAGUACGGUUGCGACGUCUCUGUGUCCUGAUGAAGCCAUGGAAAAACAUUGUUUCAUACUCGAUUCAAGAUACGAUGUUAGAGAUCCUGUGAUAACUCCGUUGAAGCUUGAAUCUUGUAGACAAGUGAUAUACGAAGAUGUUGACCUUGAUGGACUUCAUGUAAUGCCGCCUUGUGAACACAUCAGAACAGUGGACAUGGAGGUGAGCAUCUUUUACAGAUUUUGACAGAGUAAUGUGUUAAAGCAAUUUUAGUUUUGUUUUGUUUUUGUUCAACAGCUUUUGAAACGAUUACAUUUAGGACGAACAAUUUUUGCACAACAAGAUGAAGCAGAUUCUGAAAGACGCAGAAGCCAACAGGAACGACCUUCAGCCAGAGUUGCCGCUGGUUCGUCUCCGAGUUCAUUACAACGGACGCUGGAAAGACGUUCCUGUAAGGUGCUUACGGUAAUUUUGAAUACCUGCAUCACUUCUAUCUUCUUUAUCUUUUAGAAUUAGGUUUGAACUUGUCUUUAGUUUUUUUUGUAUGAAUAUAGUAGUAAUGCACUCCGAGUCAGUUAUUAUUGACUUUUUUAGGCUAUUGUACCUCGAAAGUUUGGUCAAGCGUACGUCGACAAGGUAGCGAAUCCAAGUGACAUUAUUAUGCCGAAAACGUAUCGGACUUCUGAGAGAAAAAAAGUUUCUGCUUCACACAUCAAGAAGGAAGAUGAACGGGUCGUCAAUGUGGAGACAUUGGUAAUUACUGUAUAUGUUUGCAAUUUGUCUUGUUGUUACACUGAGCUGGGUUUGUCGAGUUUCAGGCCUGUCGAUAAUGUGUUGUUAUUGUAAAGAUACUAUUAUUGGAUUAUAAAAUACCUUUUUAGGUAAAAAAUCACUUCAAAGCUGUCAAAGGCGAAGACAGAUUGGCGAUUCUGAAUGUGGAAACAAUGAACAAGGCUUUGGAAGAAUACGGCGAUAUAGAGACAACGGUCUACACCAAAGUAGAAAAGAAGUUCAACGAAGCUCUGAAGCAACAACUCAAGAUGUAUGUUCACAAGAUCAACGAGCUGACUUCUGAGUCUGUCGAAGACACAAGUAUCAGAGAUUACAAGGACUUUGAGCAAUGUGUAGGACAAUGUAUAUACAGAGACUUGGAGGAGGAGAGCGAGGACAUCAAGCCUGACAUAGCGAUGAGGGACAUUAAGGAGGAGAAGGAGAAUGUGAGCGACAGCGAGAUUCUCUGGGACUGA
Messenger RNA from Bursaphelenchus okinawaensis, 2334 nucleotides. Lineage: Eukaryota; Metazoa; Nematoda; Chromadorea; Rhabditida; Aphelenchoididae. The record is from the annotation of a GenBank genome assembly.